CGGCGUGACAAAGCACCGCUAUGAGAGCUGUCGGUGUUUUGCUGUGCUUUUCUGUGUUUACGGGAGUCUUCGUGGAGGAUAAAGAAGCCCCACGUUUUCAAGCAUGCCUUGGGUUGGAGGUGUAUGAGGGGGCGGAGUCUGUCCUGCUGCCCUGUCAGGUACCAGAGGAUGUUUACCGGGACGCCACAGCAGUGGUUUGGGACCGCAAGGACCUGAGCAUCCCAACAGUCCAUCUGCGUCUGCAGAGCGGCGAUGAUCUCACGAAACAGAACGUUGUUUACUUCAACCGAACAUCGAUGAGAGCCGACGCUCUGCAGACCGGAGACCUCAGCCUCACUCUGAGGAAGCCCACGGUCAAUGACACCGGCACCUACACCUGCACCACCCGAAGAUACGGACAAGAUCAGAGCAAGACCCAUUUGCAGCUGAGGGUGGCAGAACGUCCUCCUCCUGGUCCCACUCCUCCUCCAGUCUGGCCCAAAUUUCUCUCGGGUGUCCUGGUUCCUGCGGUUCUCCUGGCUGUUGGCUUUGGUGUCCUCAUGUAUUUUAGAUAUAAAACGUUAAAGAACAAAGAAGUCGUUCAGGUCACAGCAGAACCAGGUGACGAGUCGGUGGUGCUGACCUGCAGAAGCACAGUUCAGCCCCUGCCCGAUGGUGCUACAGUGGUGUGGAAGGACAGAAAUGAGAGGAAGGUCCACGUAUGUCCGAAAGACUCUGAAAAACAGCACAGACGUUACAGGAACCGAACAGAGAUGAAGAAAGAGCCGCUGAGGACUGGAGACCUCGGUGUGACCCUGAAACACCCCACAAACACCGACAGGGACACCUACACCUGCACCGUCUACAGCGGGGAGGGGAAAGAACUGAUGGAGAAACAGGUGGAGCUGAAAAUCAGAGAGUGUCAGGUGGAGGUGGUGGAGGGGGCGGAGUCUGUCCUGCUGCCCUUCAAAACCACAGAAAACCUGCCUGGAGACAGUGAUGUGGAGUGGAAACGCCACGAACCCGAAUACAUGAAGGUCUACGUGUAUGAGAACGGCUCUGACCGGCCCGACAAACAGGACGACCAUUACAGAGGUCGCACUGAGAUGAACGCUGACCUGCUGACCGCUGGAGACCUCAGUCUGACCCUGAGACAGCCCACAGUGAAGGAUGCUGGGAGAUACGCCUGUGAGGUCAACAGCAAGGAGGCCUGGAGAUACAAGAGGGUGUGGCUCAGAGUUAAAGGGAGAGAUCAGGUCCAGGAUCAAGCCGAGGACAACAAGGGUAUUGAAAUGAUUCCUCUGAUGGACCAACAGUCAGCUUAAUCUGACUGGUCUGUGAUUAUGGAUCUGACUGGUCUGUGGAUCAGAGAGAAAACACCAGUAAUGGGAUGAAGAGGGAACGAUGCUGAGCUCAUCCACGUUCUGUGAGGAUGUUUUCUGCUCACACAGCUGAACCCUGCAGUGACUGUAGCUCAGCGCACUCAUGCAGCUUCAGCUGUUUGAUUUGUUACCACAUUAGCACAAACAACACUCAUGAUGUGCAUUUUAUAUUGUACUUACCCAUAAUGCCUUGCUGUUCAGGUCUCAGCUGUGAUCUGGGUGCUGUUUAGUUGAUGUUUGGACCUCAUGUCUGCACGGCUCCUACAUGUGUGAGGCUUUAGUGUUGGCUGUGUCUGUAAAACUGCACAAAAUAUAAGACAACUAACACUUUAAUAUACAUGUAGCUAAUGAAGUGCACGACGAAAAAGAACAAAAUGUUUUUGUAAAAUGCUGCUGAAGAGAAAAGAAAUAAACUCCAUCAUCUGU
Messenger RNA from Neolamprologus brichardi, 1787 nucleotides. Lineage: Eukaryota; Metazoa; Chordata; Actinopteri; Cichliformes; Cichlidae. The record is from RefSeq and is a predicted model, not a curated record.